This is a messenger RNA of Vicugna pacos (alpaca), 1400 nucleotides long. It is a transcript of the gene OCM, whose product is annotated as oncomodulin. The record is from RefSeq and is a predicted model, not a curated record. Gene Ontology annotation, molecular function: calcium ion binding. NCBI's taxonomy places the organism in Eukaryota, Metazoa, Chordata, Mammalia, Artiodactyla, Camelidae. Gene Ontology annotation, cellular component: cytoplasm.
UUGAAAUGUUAUUGCAUUUGUAACAUGGUUUCCUUAGGAAUGGUUUGUAGAUGGUCUAUUAUGUAAAUACAAUUUCUUAUAAGGAAACUGAAUCAAAUUGUUCUUUAGGUUGCAUUUUUUAUUUCCUUUUUGGAGUAUAUUCAGGAAAGGGCACUGAGACAAAGGGGGCUGGGAUCUUUUUAGUAUUUGGCUUUUAUUUAGAUAUACUGUCCCAGCUCUUAAUACAAUACUGUGCUUAUCACAUUUUAAAAUUUCUCAACCAAUGCACAGCUUCUGAGAGCCAGGGGAGGGGGCAUUGUUCCCCAAGACGUGCAUGUUUCUGCUGCCAUUUACUACAUCCCAUUUAUUCUGUGUGAACAGCUGGAAAAUGAGCAUCACAGACAUCCUUAGCGCCGACGACAUCGCAGCAGCCCUGCAGGAAUGCCAAGACCCAGAUACUUUUGAACCCCAAAAAUUCUUCCAGACAUCAGGCCUCGCCAAGAUGUCGGCCAGUCAGGUGAAGGAUGUUUUUCGUUUCAUAGACAACGACCAGAGUGGAUACCUGGAUGAAGAAGAGCUUAAGUUUUUCCUCCAAAAGUUUGAGAGUGGUGCUAGAGAACUGACAGAGUCAGAAACCAAGUCCCUGAUGGCGGCUGCGGAUAAUGAUGGAGACGGGAAAAUUGGGGCUGACGGUAUGUUCACACCUGUGAGAGACUUUAGCUCAGGCAGCAUUGGGGGCGGGGCUUUGGCCAUGACAUCAGACAGAUGUGGGUUAAAACUCCCCUUUCUCAACCUUGCUGAGCCUCAGUCUUCUCAUCUGUAAAAUGGAACUAAAGUGAGGAUGUAAAUGAUGUCUAUAUAGACUCCGGCAUGAUGCCUGAGGAUGGACCACAGAAGCUGGUCCCUCUGGUCACUGUCUAUGAACUGGAAAGUAUCCUUCACCUGAAUAGAGGACUAGCAACUUGCCUGGCCAAUUAUUUGCAAAGACAUCCUAACGCACUUUAAGAAUAAUGUACAGAAUUCCCAGGAGCGGGAUUUGAGUCUCUCUGAAUAAGGGGAGGACUGACAUUGUCCAGUACAUCUCAUACCAAAAAGUCUGUUGACUUGAGUAGGAAAUCCUCAUAGCUUUCAAGGGUUUAAACAAAUAUGUUUCAUUGGACAUUAGCAAGUCCAAUUGCCAAUUGCAUUACUUGGACAUUAGCAAGUGGGCAAUAUUAGAGAACAAAGAAAUCAAUCACCAUUUAUGGUCUUCCAGGUGCCGGGCCCGGUACUCGGAUUUUAGCAUAACUGCAUGGUUGCAGGAUUACCUUUAUCUGAUUCUGUCCUGUUCCUUCCACGCUUUGUAGCUGCUCUUGCGCACAUCAGCUCAGGAGAACUUAGGUGUGUUCCUUAUGUUGGUACUAAUUAAAAUUUAAAACUGC